This is a messenger RNA of Ilex paraguariensis (yerba mate), 558 nucleotides long. The record is from the annotation of a GenBank genome assembly. Lineage: Eukaryota; Viridiplantae; Streptophyta; Magnoliopsida; Aquifoliales; Aquifoliaceae.
AUGUAUGGGUUGGUGCUAUUAUUCUUUCCUCCAAGUCCUUCAAAAGGGAGGCUUUGUGUAGCCGUGAUGCUAAUAGGAAUUGGGCAAGCAGGACGGAAACCAUCUUUACAAGCAUUCCUUGCUGAUCAAUUGAAGAAGAGGGUCCAAUGUCUGAGCCAAGCUGAUCAAGAAGUGAAGGACCUUAUAAGACAUUGGUGGCGGUUUUUUCGCUUUUGGGGUGCUACUGCUGCAUUUCUGGUCGCCGGAUUUAGUGGUUCUUGGCCGAUUAGGCUCACAGUUUCAGCGUGCGUGAUGGGAGUUACUUUUAUAUUGCUUUUGUUGGGUAUCCACCACUACCAUUAUGAACCACCAAUAGGUAGCCCGCUUUCGCUUCGGCUUAUCAAAAUAUUUCGCAAAGUGAAGGUUGUUAUAUUUAACAAGCAUCUCCCCCACCCACCAACUCAUGACUAUGAGACUGGGGAGAAUGAUCGGGAAGAAAAAACACCGGCCCGUGAAAUUCCAUUGAACAGGUCCCUCUUCCAUCCCUUUUUUAGUGACUUUAUCGUUAUUAUUUAUUAA